Messenger RNA from Xenopus tropicalis (tropical clawed frog), 748 nucleotides. RefSeq names its product sialic acid-binding lectin. The transcript has 3 exons. The coding region runs from base 1 to 639 and encodes 212 amino acids. Gene Ontology annotation, molecular function: nucleic acid binding. The record is from RefSeq and is a predicted model, not a curated record. Lineage: Eukaryota; Metazoa; Chordata; Amphibia; Anura; Pipidae.
AUGCCUUGUGAAAUGGGUUGUCACGGAGAUCUACUGUACCUCCACAUUUGUUCAUGGAUUUUGUGCCUGUUGCAUGAGUGCGUGAUACAGCCACAUCUGAUCCUUUUCUUCUUCUUCAGGCCACAUAUUCCUGCCAUUAUGGUACCAGUUUCAUCUUUUCUGUUGAGACUUUGCAUUGUCCUCAGCUUUUCUCUCCCAUCUGAUACCCAGAGUUUCAGUGACUUUGAGAAUAAGCACAUUGUUGGGGAAGGAGCUAAAAUAAACUGCAACCAAACCAUCAAAGAAAGAAAAAUAUGGGUUGAAAAUAGUCAACAACAAAACAAGAUGUUUUGCAAAAGUCAUAACACCUUUAUCCAUGAUGGUGGAAAUGUGAUGAAGCUGUGCGCUGGGAUCACUCAAUCUACAUUUGUUAUAAGCAAGGAAGCAAUGCCUCUUACUGACUGCUUGUUGAUGAAAGACUCGCCGGAACCCCCAAAUUGUGCUUAUAAACAAAUAGGAGAAACUGGGUUCAUUAAUAUCACUUGUGAAAACCAUUACCCUGUGCACUUUGCUGGAUACACCUUAAACUACUGUGCUUCGUAUUCUCCAUGUGCCUUAACCCUAAUAGCUGUUUUCCUACUCAGCCAGCUUCUGCUAUGAUAUGAGGCCCAGAACUCAGAGAAUCAAUGGUAAAACUAAAGGAAAUGAUAGUGAUGGAUGCCUGUACUUAAAGGAACAGUAACACCAAAAAAUGAAAGUGUAUAAAAGU